This is a messenger RNA of Cucurbita pepo subsp. pepo (vegetable marrow), 2157 nucleotides long. RefSeq names its product late embryogenesis abundant domain-containing protein / LEA domain-containing protein. Lineage: Eukaryota; Viridiplantae; Streptophyta; Magnoliopsida; Cucurbitales; Cucurbitaceae. Gene Ontology annotation, biological process: cold acclimation. The record is from RefSeq and is a predicted model, not a curated record. Gene Ontology annotation, cellular component: cytosol.
AUCUAUGAAGAACACUCUUGUGAAUUUUGUAGAGCCAAACCUUUCAGCGAAGGAAAGUCGAGACCUAACCUUCUUCCUCUGUAAGCAAAAGGAGACGAGAAUCCUUCUAACAUAAAGGGUAAAGAGAAUCUUGGGGCUGUAAGAAUGUGUCGGAAAGAAAUCAAGGAAAUCCCUGAAACAAAUUCUAUCCUCAAAUCAAACGUGGCAAAUGAAGAAAAACUCCACCUGUCAACUGAGUUGCUUAGUCACCUCAGUCAGUCGGCUACUUCCGUUCCACCUGGCCAUUAACACCGACACGUCUUCCUCCAUUGCAGACCCUCUCUUCCAGAAACCGCCUCUCUCUGUCUUAUUUACACCCAUUUCCAUCCAUUUUCGAAAUCUACUUCAAACAUAGAAACAAUACAAACCCCACAGAGAAAAAAGGAUGGCAGCAGAGCAAUUGAGCCGCAGAGACAACACCACGAAGGAAAGAGAAAUUCAGGUGGAGAAAGAGAGAGUUCCACAGUUGACAAGCCACUUCGAGGCCAUAGCAGUGCAGUGCAAAGCCGCAACUCCAGAGAAAACUCAUGAAUUGGCUAGUGACGGGGGAAAAGAGGCGCAGGGUACCAGCAUAGCCAAAGGGGCACUUCCGGGAAGAGAGGUGAGACGGAGUGUUGCAGAAGGUGAAGUUGGAGAUGGAAAGCCAGAUGAGACCCAUGAAUUGGCUGCUCAAUUUGACUCUCUUGCUGAAAAAGUAAGAGACAAGAGAGAGACAGAUACAGAGAAUGAAAGGGAGAGGCGAGCACGUGCGGAUAAAGAGAGAGAGCAGAGACGGUCUCGAAUAGGAGAGGAGCAAAGACUCCCAGAACAGAAAAAAGGGAAAGAGGAUGAGAUGGGGUUUCGCCAAAAUCAACCAUCUCUUGAAGAAAUUUCAAAUGUCAGAGCUACAGCACAGGAGAAAUCGAACAAGGCGACAAGGGCUGCUAAGGAACGUUAUGAUGAAGCCAAGAAAGAAUCGCUCAACCAAGGAGUUGGGGCUAGAACAGAGGAGUGGGAUCAGGGAGGCACAGAAGGAGCUGAGGGCACAGUUGAAGAGAGGGGCCAACAGACAGGUUUAGGGGCAGUGAAGGAGACACUAACUAGUGCAGCCAAAACAGCAAAAGAUUACACUGUGCCAAUAGCAGAGAAGGCCAAGGAUUACACAGUCCAAAAGGCUGUGGAAGCCAAGGACAUUACAGUCUCUGUAGGUCAAACAACAGCGCAUUACCUUGGAGAGAAGGCAGUUGCGGCUAAGGAUGUAGCAAUAGGUGGUGGGAAAGUUGCAGCCGAAUACGCUGGCAAAGCGGCUGAGGAUCUGAAGGAUAAGGCGGUGGUUGCAGGGUGGAGCACAGCCCAUUACUCAUGUGACACGGCGGUGGAGGGGACAAAAGCAGCGGCAAGGCUCGUGAAGGGAGCUGCAGAGCAGGCUGGAGCAAUAGCAGCCAAGCCAUUGUCUGCUGCAAAGAAUGUUGCUGAAUCAACCGGGGAGAGUGUGAAGGAGUACACAGCUAGGAAGAAAGAAGAAGCACAGAGAGAAUCUACGUACAAGCAAGCUGAGAAGGAAUCCAUGUAUGAGAAAAGUAGGGAAACUUUUGAAUGGGCGAGAGAAGAAGUGAAGGAAAGGGGAGAAGGAAGAGUAAAUGAGAAGAACGCUGCGGGGGGAAGAGAUGAUGGUGGAAUAUUGGGGGCAAUUGGGGAGACCAUAUACGAGAUUGCACAGACAACUAAAGAGAUAGUGAUUGGGCAUGGAGAUGAAACUAGAAAACACAGCACAUUCGACUUUGAGCAUGGCGAGGAAGAGGGAGAGGCAAAUGACCAAGGAUACGGAAGGGAAGAGCACUACCAAACUGCUACAAGGAAGGAAUACAGAGCCUGAUAGAAAGUUAAGAACUGUCUUUUUGUUUCAGGGUGAAUAAAAUUGAGUGUGUGUGUCCUUUCGUGUGCUUUUAAGUAGAUCAAGUGUCUUGCAGUGGUGUAAAGGGUGGAGUUUCAUAUGAAGUAAGGAGCACGCACUGCUAUCAUGCUCUCUUCUAAAUUCGUUCAAAUCAUCCAGUCGAUGGAAAGGUGAAGGGGGUGUGUAGUAUAUAUACCCCAUGGUUUUCCAUUUCUUCCUAUCUUGUCUUCGGACAAUGAAGAACA